AUGUCGAAUUUAUUUGAUUUCGAUCCUCGUGAAGACGACGAGGAAGAAAGUGAUUUUGAUCCAUUUGAAACUAGUACUGAAGACGAAGAAUAUUUACCAGAACCGAGUGAAAAUGAUGAAAGUAGUGAAUACGAGUCAGACGACGAUGUUGUAGAUAAUGAACCACAGCAACAUGAAACUACUUGUUCUGAACCGAAGGAGUUUGUGUUAUCGAAAGAUGGAAAAUAUUGUUAUUAUUUCGAGCCGCCGCCACAAUUGCCGAAUAGAUCUAAUGCUUCACUUGCUCUACAUGAAACACCUGGUCCAACUUUGUUUGCGUCGUCACGAUGUACUGAUAUUUUGUCGUCUUUUCUAUUAUUCAUGGAACCAAUCGAAAAGACAAUAGUUGAAAUGACAAAUUUAUAUGGAUCUCGAAAAUACAAGGAACUUUGGUUACCAGUUGAUAUUGCUUCUUUGCGCGCCUAUUAUGGUUUGCUAAUAUUAGCUGGCGUGUACAGAUCGCAUGGGCAAUGUAUAAAUGAAUUGUGGGAUGACCAAACAGGACCACCAAUCUUCCGCGCCACAAUGACUUUGAAAAAAUUCAAACUAAUAAAUGAAUGCAUUCGUUUCGAUGACAAAGAACAGAGAAAGGGAAUUCGAUCAAGAGAUAAAUUGGCACCAAUACGAAACGUUUACGACAAAUGGGUGAAUCGAUUGAAAAUGUGUUACACUGUUGGAAAAAACGUUACAGUAGAUGAACAACUUGUACCAUUUCGCGGUCGCUGCCCAUUUACACAAUAUAUACCAUCAAAACCGCAUAAAUACGGUAUCAAAAUAUGGCGUUUGUGCGAUGCAAGUACAUAUUAUGCUUGGAAUCUUGAAGUAUAUACGGGUCGCGAUCGAAAUUGUAAAGCAGAAGUAAAUCAAGGCCAAAGAGUUGUUCUAACUCUAAGCAAUCAACUGAGUUGUCGUAACAUCACAACAGAUAAUUUUUUUAAUUCACGCACAAUGGUCUCUUACGUACCAAAAAAGAAUCGUUUUGUCACUCUAUUUAGUACACUUCAUGACCAGAAAAGUGUGGCUAACGACGAACAAAAAAAGCCGGAAAUUAUUCGAUUCUAUAAUGCGACGAAAGGUGGUGUUGAUUCUCUAGAUAAACUCGUAGGCACUUAUCGCUGCAAACGCAAGGUGAAUCGUUGGCCAUUAGCCCUUUUCUGUAACAUCCUUGAUACUUCACCAUACAACAGUUUCGUAAUAUUUAUUCAUCUCAACGCAGAUUGGAAAUAUGAGAAAAAAAAAAAAACUCGUCCUCGAACACCAAAUGCAAAUGCUGUUAUAGAUGAAAUUCAGAAUAUUUCAUCAAGAUCAUCAUCACCAACGACAUCAACAUCAGCAGCGCCAACAUCAACGACAAACGCAUCGCGAAAAUCGAACUUACCAAAUUCCAAAAACUCACGCAUGCUCCGUCAGCAGGAAAACGAAGUCGUUGUGCACAUUGCGAAUACAAAAACAACAAAAAUUUAUACAGCAAUCGCUGUGAUAAGUGUAUAA
This is a messenger RNA of Hermetia illucens (black soldier fly), 1530 nucleotides long. RefSeq names its product piggyBac transposable element-derived protein 4-like. The transcript is spliced from 4 exons. Bases 1 to 1530 code for a protein of 509 amino acids. NCBI's taxonomy places the organism in Eukaryota, Metazoa, Arthropoda, Insecta, Diptera, Stratiomyidae. The record is from RefSeq and is a predicted model, not a curated record.